This is a messenger RNA of Carya illinoinensis, 3121 nucleotides long. Its product is annotated as pentatricopeptide repeat-containing protein At4g19191, mitochondrial. Lineage: Eukaryota; Viridiplantae; Streptophyta; Magnoliopsida; Fagales; Juglandaceae. The record is from RefSeq and is a predicted model, not a curated record. Gene Ontology annotation, molecular function: protein binding; RNA binding. The transcript has 4 exons. The coding region runs from base 639 to 2591 and encodes 650 amino acids. Gene Ontology annotation, biological process: RNA modification.
UUUUUGGGAUAGUGGAAGAAGUCCCUUUCUACAAACCUUUCUAUGAUAUAAGGAAAGCUCUUCGAGCUUCCUUCGCAUGCUUGAGCGCAUCUUUCCCCUUUCUAUUAGUAAGGUUGUCUAUCCCUAGAAUUGCUCCUUCAAAUGGUCUAGGUCAAUCGCUCCAUCUGAACGAUAACGCGGCAGGCCUGUGCAGAAAGCCUUAUGUGCCCGACUCGACUGAUAGCUUGAUCCGACUCACCCGAUAAAAUGGGGUUAAACUUACCUGCGGAUUGGACAUCAUCCAACCCGAUGUUUAUCGGGCGAAAACCUUGGCCCGACUUCUCACUCUGUAUCCCGAUUCCCCACUUCUCUCUCUCGCUCUCUGACCACCCCUCCAAGAUCCUCGACUUUCUUCACUCGGCGUGGCCUGAGAUAAAAGCCUAAAGGUUGCAUUUUGGAGGGCUAUUGGUUUCUGAGCCCUGGGGGCCUUGACAGUGAUUUGCCAUUGUUGGGAAGCAUACGGUGGUUGGUUGCUGAUCAAGAUUGGUCCUGCUCUCGGGGUUUUAAAAGACUGCAUUGCUCUCUUAGGGACAAAGAGAAGGUGCAUUCUCACAUUUGUGUUCUACAUUAAGCUUUGCAGACGGCUAAAACAAUGAGAGAUGGUAAAAUAUUCUCUAACUCAAUGUCAGAAUCAUGUUUUGAAUUUCUCAGCCAUUGGUCAAUGGAACUUCAGAAUCAGAGAAGCUGUGAACCAUGGAAAGUGCCACAAAGCCCUCACCCUCUUCCGUCAAAUAAAGCAAAAUGGCAUUGAACCAAACAAUUUGACAUUCCCCUUCGUAGCAAAAGCCUGUGCCAAGAUCUCUGAUCUCAAGUACUCCCAAAUUGUUCAUACCCAUGUGAUGAAAUCUCAGUUCAACACCCAUAUCUUCGUGCAAACUGCAAUAGUUGACAUGUAUGUCAAAUGCAAUCAGCUGGAUGAUGCACACCAGUUUUUUGUGAGGAUGCCUGUGAGGGACAAAGCUUCUUGGAAUGCAAUACUUUUUGGGUUUGCUCGAUCAUGUUAUCUUGAUAGAGUGUCAUGUCUUUUACGUAACAUGAGGUCUGAAGGGAUUCAACCUGACUCGGUUACAUUUAUGGGUUUAACUCAAGCGGUUUUGCAUACAAAGAGUGUGAAAUUGGUGAAGUCACUUCAUUCAUUUGGAAUACAACUUGGCAUAAGUGCUGACGUUUCAGUUGCCAACACUUGGAUUGCUGCAUAUGCCAAAUGCGGUGACUUGGGGUUGGCAGAGGUGGUAUUUAAUGAGAUCAAUAGAAAUUUCAAGACUGUUGUCUCGUGGAAUUCCAUGAUUGCAGGGCAUGCAAACUUUGGAAAUGUCUUUGAUGCUGUCAAUGUUUACAAAUGCAUGCUACAUGAUGGAUUUAUACCUGAUGCAGGUACUGUUGUUAGUCUUCUUGCAUUAUGUAUGCAACCAGAGGCACUGUUUCAAGGUAUGUUGAUUCAUUCUCAUGGAAUCCAAUUGGGUUGUGAUUUGGACAUAUGUGUGAUCAAUACCCUUGUGUCUAUGUACUCCAAGUGCGGAGAUGUGGAUUCUGCACGACUCUUGUUUGAUAGCAUGUCAGACAGAACUUGCGUUUCAUGGAAUGUUAUGAUUAGUGGAUAUGCUAAAAAAGGGGAUGUUAAUGAGGCGUUUACCUUGUUUAAUGCUAUGGUAGUGGCUGGUGUAAAACCGGAUUUAGUUACCAUGCUUUCUUUGAUCUCAGGAUGUGGCCAAGUAGGGGCACUCAAGCUUGGAGAAUGGCUUGAUGACUACUCCGCUUCCAAUGGAUUAAAAGAUAAUCUAAUUGUUUGCAAUGCAUUCAUAGACAUGUAUGCAAAAUGUGGAAGUAUAAGUGAUGCUCGAGAACUCUUCUACGCCAUCCCUACGAGAAGUGUUGUCUCUUGGACAACUAUGAUUGCAGGUUGUGCUUUUAAUGGAGAAUUUACUGAAGCUCUGAACCUAUUCUCCCAGAUGGUGGAGCUGGGACUGAAGCCAAACCAUGUAACAUUUCUUGCUGUUCUUCAAGCUUGUACUCACGGAGGUUUACUUGAGAAAGGACAGGAGUACUUUAACAUGAUGACUAGAAGAUAUAAUAUAAGUCCUGGGUUAGACCAUUAUUCUUGUAUGGCAGAUCUUCUUGGACGCAGAGGAAGGCUGAAAGAAGCUUUGGUGUUCAUUCAACAGAUGCCUAUCAAGCCAGAUGCAGGCAUAUGGGGGGCAUUGCUUGGUGCUUGUAAGGUUCACCGUAAUGUAGAGAUUGGUGAAUAUGCAUUGCGUCAUCUCUUUGAAUUGGAGCCCCAGGUUGCAGUUCCAUAUGUGGAGAUGGCUAACAUAUAUGCAUCAGUAGGAAGAUGGGAUGGGGUUGCCACAAUAAGAACAAUGAUGAGAUCUUGCAGAGUGAGAAAAUCUCCUGGACAAAGCCGCAUUGAAGUGAAUGGGAAGACUCAUAUAUUUACAGUUGAACAUAGAGGUCAUCAUGAAGGCAAGCUUAUAUAUGAAAUGUUGGAUGCAUUAAAUUUGUAUUCGAAGAAAGGAUACUUCCAGCAUUUAGAUGGUGCUGAACAUGAAUCGUGAUGAAACUAUAUCAUUCUCAAGCUGACCAGAAGAACACCCCUCCCCCCCACCCAACCUUUCCCGAAAGAAAAGAAAAGAAAAGAAAAGGAAAAAGAAAAUCUUUCCUUCCAAUGAUGAUGAACAUGCAGUUUUAUUAUAGUCUCAGAUUCAGAUGACGGGACUCUGGGUUGGUUGCAUUGGCUGCGUAAUUUCUAAGGGAGAGUGAGUGUUCGGAAGUUGGAACUCUUUAUGAAGAUUGUUUUUGAGACAACUACAGAAAGGUAUGAUAGGCCAGGUGCAAGGACGACAUCAAAGAAGCAAAAAUAUCAUAAUCAAAGCUAGAUGAAGAAUACCUUUUUUACUUCUUUUCUUUGGAAAAAUUGCAUGUCUAUGUGAAUAUUAACGUGGCAUUAGGAUCUUUAUCUUGGCCUAUGAAUGAGGAACUUCAUCAUACAAACCACCUCAAACAGUCUUUACCACAGAGUACAGACAAAUCAAGACCCAAUAAUAGUGUCUCGACAAAUUAUACUGGAGAUCUUACUGAGCUUUUA